Messenger RNA from Culicoides brevitarsis, 684 nucleotides. RefSeq names its product protein trunk. The coding region runs from base 1 to 684 and encodes 227 amino acids. The record is from RefSeq and is a predicted model, not a curated record. The transcript has a single exon. Gene Ontology annotation, molecular function: signaling receptor binding. Lineage: Eukaryota; Metazoa; Arthropoda; Insecta; Diptera; Ceratopogonidae.
AUGAGUGCUUAUUUAAUUCUAAUUAUUUAUGGAUUUUUGAUUGCGGUAACAGACAGUCGGAAUAUCGACACGAUCGAGUGUGAGUCGCUGCCCGAAAAUGUCCUCGUGAAAAUUCUCGGCUCGGCAUACAAUCCGCGCUACAUGAGCGUCGAUGCGCCUUCUACGACGACGACAGACCCGCAAGUACUUGGCAAGAGCGGGAAACGCGGCGCCAGCGACAGCGAUCCCGACUUUUACGUCGACGACGAAUUCCAGAUGGAUCUGAGCAAUCAGCCGGCGUGGCAAGUGGAUUUUAUCACGAAAACCGGCGGCACGCGAAACAAACGUGCGCUCCGCUCCAGCAACAACGACGCCCAGCUGCAACGCGAAAAGCCCUGGUUUUGCGACUCGAAGAUCCGAUGGCAGGAUUUGGGUCCCGACUACUACCCCCGAUGGAUUCGCACGAUCGAAUGCGUCAAACACGACUGUUGGUACGGCAAAGCGACGUGCAAGCCGAAAAGUUUCACCGUGAAAAUCCUCAAACGGCAACGCGGAAAAUGCACAACAGCCGAGGGAUUGGCAGCCUUGGGACUGAUCGACAAUCAAAAGCCUGCGCCGAAUGCGCAACUCGAGGUUUGGACAUGGGAAGAACGCGCCGUCAACUUUUGCUGUGAUUGCGUUCUCGCACGCAAAAGUUUCUACUGA